Molecule: messenger RNA, 839 nt
Organism: Sesamum indicum (sesame)
Lineage: Eukaryota; Viridiplantae; Streptophyta; Magnoliopsida; Lamiales; Pedaliaceae
Source: RefSeq, a predicted model, not a curated record
CCCUAAACCACUCUUUUGUUUGUGAUCUUUAUACUCUCCGAGUGGCCUCCGGCGCCCAAGCUAGGGUUUAUCCCUCCCUACAGGUUGUAACCUUCGUCCGAUCAAGAGCAUGAAGAUGUAUACCGCCUUACAAAAGAUACACAAGGACAAGGAUGCUGAGCCCACUGAAUUUGAGGAGAAUGUUGCUCAAGCACUAUUUGAUUUGGAAAAUACCAACCAAGAGAUUAAGAGUGACCUGAAAGACCUCUACAUCAACUCUGCCUUGCAAAUUGAUGUUUCUGGAAGCAAGAAGGCUGUUGUGAUCCAUGUUCCUUAUCAGUUGAGGAAGGCUUUCCGCAAGAUUCAUCCUAGGUUCGUGAGGGAGCUCGAGAUGAAGUUCAGUGGAAAGGAAGUGGUUCUCAUUGCUACCAGAAGGAUACUGCGCCCACCAAAGAAGGGUUCAGCUGUUCAAAGGCCUCGAACACGCACACUUACCGCCGUGCAUGAAGCCAUGCUCGAGGAUAUUGUUUAUCCUGCUGAGAUUGUUGGAAAGCGCACCAGAUACAGGCUCGAUGGAUCAAAAAUCAUGAAGGUUUUCUUGGACCCCAAAGCAAAGAAUGACACUGAGAAUAAGCUGGAGACAUUCGCUGGGGUCUAUUGGAAGCUUUCAGGGAAAGAUGUUGUCUUUGAAUUUCCUGUGACAGAGCCCCGAAGACCUCUUACUGUUUCUAGAUUUAUUGUUAGUGCUUUCUUUAAUUGAAGAUGCAGAAUUUUAGUAUGAUGAGCUGUUUGAAGUUGACUUAUCGAAACGUCAGGCUUGCCUGGAUGGGUGCUCAUUUUUGCCAAAAGUGUUGAACAAC